AGACAAUGUCAAUAUUAUGUCAAUGAGAUUUUAAGAAAAACAAAAACAUGUGUUUUCAACUUUCUUAAAACUUUAUAACCUUUUAGUAAAGUUUAUUAAAAGUGCAUAAUAAUACCAGCCCCCUGUUACCAACGCUCAUUGUUUAGUGAUUGCAAGUGCUGAGUCUGAACUGAAAGCCGAUAAGUAUUGAAUACCUAAUUAUAAUAGCUACAAAAAGAGGCAGUUAACAACGUAAGAAAAAUGAUAGAACGCCAGGAGAACACACCACCAUCAUCCAUUAAUGGUGACGAAAUAGUGGGCAUGGACGACGACGGUAUAAUAUUCGAGGAAAUGGAGGAGGUGGAUUUUACGGAUGAAAUAUUUGAAGAAGUCGACGAUCAAGAGGAAGAAGACGAAGAAAUGGAGAAGCCAGAGGAUCUCGCCGCACUGGUGUUCGAUAAGCACAAUGGCUCAGUGUUCUGCUGCGAUCUUCACCCUAAUGGAAAACUUGCAGCGACAGGCGGCGAAGACGACAAAGCUUAUGUGUGGUCAACUGAACACGGGCAGACCAUAAUGAACUGCACUGGCCAUAAAGACUCCGUAUUUUUCGUUGGUUUUAGUUAUGAUGGCGCAUGUUUAGCAACUGUUGAUAUGUCAGGGGUCAUUAAAGUUUGGAAAUGCAGAUUGGAUGACGACCAUCAAGUACCUUGGCCAAUUGCGUUUGAGUAUGAGGCUGAUGACCUCAGCUGGGCUCUCUGGCACUUUGGCUCUAGAGUUCUGAUAUGUGGUGCAAUGACUGGAGACAUAUACAUCUUUAAAAUACCUUCCGGUGAGGCUAAAGUAUUGAAGGGGCACACUAUAAGGACUGAAUGUGGAAAGAUUUUCCAUGAUGGAGUGCGGCUUGCAUCAGGUUAUAAGGAUGGAUCAUUAAAAAUCUGGGAUCUUAAAAGUGGAACAGUUCUACAGCACAUACCCCCUGGGACACAUGAUAUUUGGAUUAAUGCUAUUGAUGUACAUCCAGAAAACAGUCUCUUAGCAUCCAUAUCAACAGAUGGUAAAAUUGCUCUAAUAACACCAAGUAAUGGUAAAGUAGUGGAACAGAUGGACACAGAGAUUGACUUGGAAACUAUAGCCUUUUCCCCAGACCCACAGCUAGGAUAUUUUGCUGUAGGAGCAUUGAAUGGGUCUACAACAAUAUGGGAUACAGGGAAGAAAAUGAUCCGCCAUCACUGCGCCAAAGCUGAUGACGAAAGUAGCUCCGGCGUAACGAAGAUCAUUUGGAUAAAAGACCAAAUAGUUGCCGGGUGUUUGGAUGGUUCCCUGCGUGUUUACGACGCGAAGUCGGGUGAACGAAAGUUUGUGCUGACUGGACAUUGUUCCCAAGUACUAGAUUUGUGCUACAAUGCAAAGGAAAACAUUAUACUAUCAACAUCGAACGAUGGUACUGCUAGAAUAUUUAAGUAUACAGAGAAAAGUGAAAAUGACUAACUUUAUUGUUGCUAUUAAAUGUACCUAUAUAUUUUUAUGGACAAUAUUUAUAUACUUAAGUCUAUUACCUAUAAUAUCGAUAUAAAGUACAGAUUGAUUAACCUGAGCAGGUUCACAGUACUCACACAAACGCAACUUUAUUAUAUUACAGCAUGUUUAAAAAAAUCGAUUUAUUAUUAUUUUAAUAAGGUUAUGCCCACGCUGUUGGUGCGCUGCGUGCCGCGAUUUUAGAGAUCAAUGGUACCGAUUCUGUUGUCUAUCUCUAAACUAAAUUUAGAGUAUCUGCGUCCUCCUCCUUUUAAUAUUGUUGGAAAGGGACAGAACAUGAAUUUUACAUUUAAAGACUCUAAAUUUUAGUGCACGCUAUAAA
Molecule: messenger RNA, 1837 nt
Organism: Maniola jurtina (meadow brown)
Lineage: Eukaryota; Metazoa; Arthropoda; Insecta; Lepidoptera; Nymphalidae
Product: angio-associated migratory cell protein
Exons: 4
Coding region: 241-1467 (408 amino acids)
Molecular function (GO): protein binding
Source: RefSeq, a predicted model, not a curated record